Messenger RNA from Odontomachus brunneus, 1975 nucleotides. Its product is annotated as probable serine hydrolase. NCBI's taxonomy places the organism in Eukaryota, Metazoa, Arthropoda, Insecta, Hymenoptera, Formicidae. The transcript has 7 exons. The coding region runs from base 280 to 1431 and encodes 383 amino acids. The record is from RefSeq and is a predicted model, not a curated record.
UAAAAAGAGAGGGAGAGUACUCGAGUAACGUUUCCGAACGCAGCAUUACUCAUAGGGUUGCGCGAAACCCGAUGAAUGAUCGGGUCGUUUUCUCUGACGAAGCGGAUGGAAAUGUUGUCGGAAUCAAACAAAGAAAAAUCCACGCGGCUCAAACCUGGAAACCAAAUUCUGUGUCCUGAUCUCACCGACGUAACAUUGUAUAACUGUAAACGAGUGAUGCAUUAAAAUCGUGUGCUUUAUGGAUAUAAGUUUUAUAUUACUGUGAAUCGCCGCACCGAAAUGAACACCAACAGUAACUCAAACUCAGCUGAUAAUGCUGUGAACGGAUAUAUGAAGAAAGAUUUCGAGGAUAUUGAGAUUCCAAUGCCAUGGGGUCAAGUAACAGGAAAAUGGUGGGGACCAAAAGAUAAACAGCCUAUUGUGGCAAUACAUGGCUGGCAAGACAAUGCGGGAACAUUUGACAACUUGGUACAAUUAUUGCCAUCAAAUAUAGCUAUACUGACUAUAGAUUUGCCUGGUCAUGGCUUGUCUUCUCAUCUACCAGAUGGACUAUUCUACUAUAUAUUUUGGGAUGGGGUUCUUGUAUUACGCAAAUGGUGGGGUCCUAGAGAGCUCCAACCAAUAGUGGCACUGCAUGGUCGUCAGGAUAAUGCAGGCAGUUUUGACACGUUGAUACCAUUGCUGCCCAAAGAUGUUUCCAUUCUUUGCUUGGAUAUGCCUGGGCAUGGUUUAUCCUCGCAUUAUCCAAAAAGUCAAUUCUAUUAUGUCUAUUGGGAUGGUGUCAUACUUCUUCGUAGAAUUGUUAAACAUUUUAAAUGGAAUAAGGUAAGCCUCCUUGGACAUUCAUUGGGUGGUGCCAUAUCUUUUCUAUAUGCAGCAUCAUAUCCUGAUGAAGUCGAUCUACUUAUAAGUUUGGAUAUUGUUAGCCCAAGCGUAAAAGAUGUGACAAAAACAACAAAAAUCUCUGGAGAUUAUAUUGACAGAUUCUUAAAAUAUGAAGAAUUGGAUAGUGUACCAUGUUAUGAAUAUGAUGAAAUGCUUGAUAUAGUGCAUAAAGGCUAUGAUGGUUCUAUAACAAGAGAAUCAGCAGAAAUAUUAAUGAAGCGCGGUAUAAGACCCGCAUUUUUGAAGGGAAAAUAUUUCUUUUCCCGUGACCCAAGGUUAAAGGUUUCACUCUUAGGGAUGCUAUCCCUGGAUUUAGUACUUGCUUACGCAUCUCAAAUAAAAUGCGCUUAUCUCAACAUUCGUGCUGUUCCUGGGAUGAAAUUUGAACAACCUCAUUAUUAUCACAUGGUAUUAGAAAAAAUAAAACUGCAAGCUAAGAAGUUCGAGUACCACGAAGUGGAAGGGACGCAUCACGUGCAUUUGAACGAACCCGAAAAGAUUGUGCCUAUAAUAGCAAAUUUUCUACUACAGAAUUUAAAACAAUAGAAUAUUAUUUAUUUAUUCAAGUAGUUGCUUAAACUUAACUUUAUUUCUUAAUGAUAAGCAACGACAUCUAAAAGCACAUUGCUACAAAUUUGUUUUUAUGUCUGACAUAAAUGCAUACAUUACAGUUCGUCGAAUUUAGCAGAAAUUCAAUGUUCUAUAAUAUGAUGUUGAAUAUCGUCAAAUACGAUACAAAGAAGUAAUAAAUUUAUUCAUUAUAUUAAUAGGAUUUUAGUGGGACGAAGUUUAAUAAGCGAUUAGUAAUCAAUAGGCUUCAUUAGUAUCUACUUUUAAGUUUAGUUAAAAUUGAAAAAUAUAUGCACAAAAGUUAGAUUCUCAAAUCACUAAACGUUGCUUUCUGCUGAAUGCAAUCAUUCUAUUAUCAUGUAUGACAACAAAACACUUGUAAUGAAAACAAUUAUUAAUGCUUUAAUAAAUCAGAAAUACCCAAGUGUAUUAUUGCAUAAGAACAGAUAAGAAAUCGGAAUAAGUUGAUUUUAUGUUUAUAAUUGUUUUCUUCAAUAAAUAAUUCUUAAAAAAUGUGAAA